This is a messenger RNA of Euleptes europaea (tarantolino), 2585 nucleotides long. It is a transcript of the gene TMEM63B, whose product is annotated as transmembrane protein 63B. Lineage: Eukaryota; Metazoa; Chordata; Lepidosauria; Squamata; Sphaerodactylidae. The transcript has 23 exons. The coding region runs from base 18 to 2507 and encodes 829 amino acids. Gene Ontology annotation, molecular function: calcium-activated cation channel activity. The record is from RefSeq and is a predicted model, not a curated record. Gene Ontology annotation, cellular component: plasma membrane.
ACGAUGAAGCAAUAGAGAUGCUUCCCUUUCUGAUAGCCAUCCUGGGCUCAGCAGAGGCCAGCUGCCGGUCCUCCAACUGCAACAACAGCACCAAGGAUUACUGCUACAGCGCUCGCAUCCGCAGCACUGUGCUGCAGGGCUUGCCCUUCGGAGGGGUGCCUACUGUGCUGGCUCUUGAUUUCAUGUGCUUUCUUGCGCUGCUGUUUGUUUUUUCCAUUUUACGUAAAGUGGCCUGGGACUAUGGGCGCCUGGCUCUGGUGACUGACGCUGACAGGCAACGACGCUGGCAGUUGGAGAAAGAGGAACGGGAAUAUGUGGCAUCUGCCCUGCAUUCGGACAGCCACGACCGUUACGAACGCCUCACUUCCGUCUCCAGCUCUGUUGACUUCGACCAAAGAGACAAUGGCUUCUGCUCCUGGUUAACUGCCAUCUUCAGGAUAAAAGACGAUGAGAUCCGGGACAAGUGUGGGGGUGAUGCAGUCCAUUACCUCUCCUUCCAGCGGCACAUCAUAGGACUGCUAGUUGCCGUUGGUGUCCUCUCUGUGGGCAUUGUGCUGCCUGUGAACUUCUCAGGGGAUCUUCUAGAGAACAACCCCUACAGCUUUGGGAGAACAACUAUUGCUAACUUGAAUUCAGGGGAUGAGCUCUUAUGGCUGCACACCUCCUUUGCCUUCUUGUACCUGCUGCUGACUGUGUACAGCAUGCGCCGCCACACUUCCAAGAUGCGCUACAAGGAGGAUGACUUGGUGAAACGAACCCUCUUCAUAAACGGCAUCUCAAAGUAUGCUGAGCCUGAGAAGAUCAAGAAACAUUUUGAGGAGGCCUAUGCCAAUUGCACGGUCCUGGAGGCUCGCCCUUGCUACAACGUGGCCAGGUUGAUGUUCCUCGAUGCCGAGAGGAAAAAGGCAGAGCGAGGGAAAAUCUACUUCACCAACUUGCAGGCCAAGGAGAACACCCCAUCCAUGAUCAACCCUAAGCCCUGUGGCCAUCUCUGCUGCUGUACUAUCAAAGGCUGUGAAGAGGUGGAAGCCAUUGAGUACUACACCAAGCUGGAGGAAAAGCUCAAGGAAGACUACAAACGGGAAAAGGAGAAGGUGAACGAAAAGCCACUGGGCAUGGCUUUUGUCACCUUCCACAAUGAGUCCAUUACAGCCAUAAUCCUUAAAGACUUCAACGUGUGCAAAUGCCAAGGCUGCAAGUGCCGUGGGGAACCAAGGGUGUCCGCCUGCAGCGAGUCCCUCCAUGUCUCAAACUGGACAGUCUCAUAUGCACCUGACCCUCAGAACAUUUAUUGGGAGCACCUGUCCAUUCGUGGCUUCAUCUGGUGGCUCCGCUGCCUCAUCAUCAACGUGGUGCUCUUCAUCCUGCUCUUCUUCCUCACCACUCCUGCCAUCAUCAUCACCACUAUGGACAAGUUCAAUGUCACAAAGCCUGUGGAGUACCUGAACAAUCCCAUCAUCACACAGUUCUUCCCUACUCUGCUACUGUGGUGCUUCUCCGCUCUGCUUCCUACAAUUGUGUAUUAUUCGGCGUUCUUUGAAGCCCACUGGACCAGAUCUGGAGAGAACAGGACAACUAUGCACAAAUGCUACACCUUCCUCAUCUUCAUGGUCUUGCUGCUGCCAUCUCUGGGACUGAGCAGUCUGGAUGUGUUUUUCCGCUGGCUGUUUGACAAAAAAUUCCUGGCUGAGGCUGCGGUGAGAUUUGAGUGUGUAUUCUUGCCAGACAAUGGGGCCUUUUUUGUGAACUACGUAAUUGCCUCUGCAUUUAUCGGAAAUGCCAUGGACUUGCUACGCAUUCCUGGCCUGCUGAUGUACAUGAUCCGGCUCUGCCUGGCCCGGUCAGCUGCGGAACGCAGGAAUGUCAAACGGCAUCAGGCCUAUGAAUUCCAGUUCGGGGCUGCUUACGCGUGGAUGAUGUGCGUCUUCACCGUGGUCAUGACCUACAGUAUCACCUGCCCCAUCAUUGUUCCCUUUGGUCUGAUGUACAUGCUACUGAAGCACCUGGUAGACAGGUACAACCUAUACUAUGCUUACCUGCCAGCCAAGCUGGACAAGAAGAUCCAUUCAGGGGCUGUGAACCAGGUGGUGGCAGCACCUAUCCUCUGCCUCUUUUGGCUCCUUUUCUUCUCUACUGUGCGUACAGGGUUUCUGGCUCUCACAUCAAUGUUCACCUUUGUGGUUCUCGUCAUCACUAUAGUGAUCUGCUUGUGUCACGUCUGCUUUGGACACUUCAAAUACCUCAGUGCUCACAAUUACAAGAUUGAUCACACAGAGGCGGAUGCUGUGGAUGGAAGGGAAAACGGACGACCGGCUGCCAACCCGCCAGCUCCUAAAUCAGCUAAGUACAUCGCCCAAGUGCUGCAAGAUGCUACGCCCGAAGGUGACGCGGCCGAGUCUGAGGAACAGGGGUCCCAAGACGAGGAGCUCAUCAACCCCAACGGCAUAAACGAUACGGAUUUCCAGUCUUGCGAAGACAGCUUGAUAGAAAACGAGAUUCACCAUUAGGGACGUAGGAGUGUGUGCAAAGGGGCAAGGGAGUCCUAUAAGACGAAGAGGUUGCUGCACACUGUGUGUAUGUAUGUG